CUUUUCGCCAAUUCACCACUUUUUCUCUUUCUAUAUCCCCUCUUCGCUGACUUCCCUCUCCUCCCUUCCGGCAUCCCACGGCGUUUCCGGCCUCAAAUCUAUCUAUUCUCUCUGAAUAUUCUUCUUGCGAUUUAGAGAGAUAGAAAGAUAAUUGCACAUAUAGCUGUAUUUAAUAGCUAUAAACACAUAUUAGGAGGUUUUGUGGGGCGAAUUUUCUAAAGUUCAUUGUAAUGGCGCCGGGCAGGAGGGACGUACAGCUGACGGCGACGAGCGGGCGUCUAUCGGAGGAUGAAGGCGAUGGUGAGGGGGUCAGGCUGCUAGAUUCUUACGAUGAGGAGAAUCCCCGGGGAAAAUUGAAGAGGAUUCAGGUUAGAGUUACGGGAAUGACGUGCGCGGCUUGCUCCACCUCUGUAGAAGGAGCUCUUAUGUCCCUAAACGGUGUCUUUAGUGCUUCUGUUGCUCUUCUUCAGAAUAAAGCUGAUGUCUGUUUUGAUCCUGACGCGCUCAAGGAUGAAGAUAUUAAAAAUGCAAUAGAAGAUGCAGGAUUCGAGGCAGAUAUUCUAGCUGAACCCAAUGCAUCUCGUGCUAAUGCACAUGGGAGCGUGUCAGGACAGUUCAUCAUAGGGGGUAUGACAUGUGCAGCCUGUGUGAACUCUGUUGAGGGCAUUCUGAGCAGUCUCCCGGGUGUCAGAAAAGCAGUGGUCGCUUUAGCUACAUCAUUGGGGGAGGUCGAAUAUGAUCCCAUGAUCAUCAGUAAAAAUGACAUAGUAAAUGCAAUUGAAGAUGCUGGUUUUGAAGGUGCAUUGGUACAAAGCAGUGCGCAGGAUAAAAUCACACUAGGAGUCGUUGGAAUAUCGGGUGAGCUGGAUGUUCAAUUGUUAGAAGGCAUUUUGUCCAAGUUGCAUGGUCUGAGACACUUUUAUUUUAACCCCACAUCACGGGAGCUAGAAGUUGUCUUUGAUCCUGAGGUUGUUGGUUCCAGAUCCGUGGUUGAUAGCAUUGUUAGUGGAAGUGGUGGAAAAUUUAAUUUGCAUGUCAAAAAUCCCUACAUGAGAAUGGCUUCUAGAGAUAUAGAGGAAUCCUCAAGAAUGUUUCGUCUUUUCACUGCAAGUCUAUUACUCAGUGUUCCAGUACUUAUAAUGCAUAUUCUCUGCCCCCACAUUCCCUUGAUCUAUGCUUUACUGCUUCGGCGUUGUGGUCCCUUCCGAAUGGGUGAUUGGAUGAAGUGGGCAUUGGUGUCUGUUGUUCAAUUUGUUAUUGGUAAGCGUUUCUAUGUUGCAGCUGGAAGAGCACUUCGAAAUGGCUCGACAAACAUGGAUGUCCUAGUUGUCUUGGGAACUACAGCAUCAUAUGUUUACUCUGUAUGUGCACUACUUUAUGGUGCCAUUGUAGGAUUUUGGCCCCCAACUUACUUUGAAACAAGCACUAUGCUAAUCACAUUUGUCCUUCUGGGGAAGUGCUUGGAGAUCCUUGCUAAGGGAAAGACGUCAGAUGCUAUCAAAAAGCUUGUAGAGCUUGCACCACCAACAAGUAUAUUGCUUCACAAAGACAAAGGCGGAAAAGUUGUAUGUGAGAGAGAAAUAGAUGCAUUGUUGAUUCAGUCUGGUGAUAUAUUAAAAGUACUUCCUGGUACAAAAGUUCCUGUUGAUGGAGUAGUUGUAUGGGGCUUGAGUUAUGUCAACGAGAGUAUGGUCACGGGCGAAUCUGUCCCUGUUUCCAAAGAGAUCAAUUCUUUGGUUAUUGGAGGUACAAUAAACUUACAUGGUGUGCUUCACAUACAGGCCACCAAAGUAGGGUCUAGCACAUUAUUGAGUCAGAUUAUAUCUCUGGUUGAGACUGCACAGAUGUCAAAAGCGCCUAUUCAGAAGUUUGCUGAUUAUAUUGCAAGCAUUUUUGUUCCAGCAGUUGUUACUCUUUCCUUGAUGACAUUUGUAGGAUGGUACCUUGCUGGGAUUGUUGGAGCGUAUCCAGAAGGGUGGUUGCCUGAGAAUGGCAAUAAUUUUGUUUUCGCACUCAUGUUUGCAAUAUCAGUUGUGGUAAUUGCUUGUCCAUGUGCACUUGGCUUGGCAACACCGACGGCUGUUAUGGUUGCAACUGGAGUUGGUGCCAACAAUGGUGUAUUGAUAAAAGGAGGACAUGCAUUAGAGAGGGCACACAAGAUUACACAUGUACUAUUUGAUAAAACGGGAACUUUAACUCAGGGCAGAGCGACAGUCACAACUGCAAAAGUUUUCACAGAAAUGGAUCGAGGAGAAUUCCUUACACUAGUAGCUUCUGCAGAGGCUAGCAGUGAACAUCCAUUGGGUCAAGCCAUACUAGAAUAUGCACGCCAUUUCCAUUUCUUUGAUGAACCUUCAUCAAAUACCACGAAGGAGACACAAAGUUAUGGUAUGGACUCCAACUUCUCUGGAUGGCUGCAUGACGCCUCAGAUUUCUCUGCAUUGCCUGGAAGAGGUAUACUGUGCUGCGUCGGAGGAAAACAAGUCUUGGUUGGUAACAGGAAGCUAAUGACUGAAAAUGGGAUAAGUGUACCAACAGAUGUAGAAAAUUUUGUUGUAGAGUUGGAAGAAAGUGCAAAGACUGGUGUUCUGGUGGCUUGUGACGAUGCUAUAAUAGGUGUCAUGGGGAUAGCUGACCCUCUAAAGAGAGAAGCUGCUGUUGUGGUGGAGGGACUAGUGAAAAUGGGUAUCACUCCUGUGCUGGUCACUGGCGAUAACUGGAGAACAGCUCGAGCUGUUGCCAAGGAGGUUGGGAUUGAAGAUGUUAGAGCAGAAGUGAUGCCGGCUGGAAAGGUGGACGUGGUGAAGUCAUUUCAAAAGGGAGGGAGUGUAGUGGCGAUGGUGGGAGAUGGAAUCAAUGACUCUCCUGCAUUAGCAGAAGCCGACAUUGGGAUGGCAAUCGGCGCAGGAACAGAUAUCGCGAUCGAAGCGGCAGAUUACAUACUGAUGAAGAGCAACUUGGAGGACGUCAUCACAGCCAUUGAUCUCUCAAGAAAGACCAUAGCUCGGAUUAGAUGGAAUUACAUGUUCGCUACGGCUUACAAUGUGGUUGCCAUCCCGAUUGCUGCCGGCGUUUUCUUUCCUUUGGUAAAAGUUGAGAUGCCGCCUUGGAUGGCCGGUGCAUGCAUGGCCAUGUCCUCUGUCAGUGUUGUGUGCUCUUCUCUUCUUCUUAAGAGAUAUAAAAGACCCAGACUUACCACCAUACUGGAAAUUACUGUAGAGUAAAAAAAGCUAGAAAAAUAAUAAUAAUAACACCCCCCCUUUAUGUAACUUUAUAAGUAUGUACCCUUGAUCCCGUUUGGACGGUUUGGUGCUCAAAAGCUGUAUAGAUGUAUGUUAUCAUGCAUUAUAUUUUGGAUCCCAAUUCAAAAAUUGAGGAAGCUCAGAAAUCAGUCGUAUGUCCCAACUCCCAAGUCUCUAACCCUUGUAAGAGUUCAUUUUUGUAAUUCAUGAAAUGGGAAAUAUAAAAUGCGUGUAGCGUGAUGGUAUUUACCAAUUAUAAAUAUUAUUUGAUAUAUUAUGUUUAUUUUCAGACUUUGUCA
Molecule: messenger RNA, 3541 nt
Organism: Cuscuta europaea
Lineage: Eukaryota; Viridiplantae; Streptophyta; Magnoliopsida; Solanales; Convolvulaceae
Source: the annotation of a GenBank genome assembly